GUUCAGUGCUUAGUAGUCCGCGAUGCGCGCGCGGUAGUCGACAUCUGUCCGUUGGAAAUCGCGUUAAAAUUUUGUGCGCGAGUGUCAAGUGUUUGUGACAGUUUUUGUUAGACGUUUUUCGGUUAUUGCCGCCGUAACUAUAAGUUCGGUUCACGAGACGCCGACGCGUCGGCGGCGGGCCGUUUUCGACUGCGUUUUCAACGGUCGUCGCCGUUAUUGUGAUAAUGUGCCGGCCGACAUCGACGACGACGGCGGUGACGCACCAGCUACGGACGAGUUCGGCGGGCCGAGCGCGAUGAAGUCCACCUCGUGGAUCCCGGCCGCGGCCGUCAUCGUUCUGAUCGCCCUAUGCGCCCCUCAGCCAGGACUUGGUGAUUUGACCGGAAGUCCUCCGACCAUAUGGGUAGAUCGGAAUUGGGUAGUCGACUCCACAGCACCCGUCGGCACGGUGGUGGCCCGGGUUCGCGUGUCCGACGUUGGCAACGAGACGGUCCUGGUGUACGGGCUGGAACACUCGACGGGCUUCAACAUCGUCCAAGAGAACGAGGAUCCGUUGCCAUUCACAAUCGACGAAAACGGAAGAGUCACCACAAACACGUCUCUGACGAACAAGGAAGGAAAAAAUAUUUACCUAUAUGUGACAAUCAACGAUGGUCACUUAACAUCCAAGACACAGGUAUGGGCAAAAGUGGAAGGGCCCGGUGGUGGCGAUAACAGGAAUAAGCUAAAUGGCGGAGGACUUCCGCCAAACUUCUUUUCAUCGCAGUUCCGACCACCACCCCCACCAUCGAUCCCAAUCAACGGGGCCGGAGGCAAUUUUCAGGGCGUUGUGUUUACGCCCCCUAACAAACUUCCACCACCCGGACCGGCCAGGACGACGCCUCCCAGGCCACCGAAUAAAGUUCCUACGGUGAAGCCAACGACAACCACAGUUAUUGCUACGCAAAAGACAGUCGCCACUGAUACACCCAUCGCCGAGGCCUCCACAUCACCGACGACAGCCGGUAGCAUAGUCAGCUCGACCGUGGUAACCGACCCAGAUGGAAACCAUAUACCAUUUAUCUUCACCAACACAGAGCCUGAAUCCAGCACCAUUAAUACCACGGCUGCUACUACCACUCUAUCCAGCGAGACAAGAAACGUGACAGAAAUAGCACUCACCCCUCCCACAGUGACCACCCAGCAACCAAUUCAAAAUAACUUAGUGUUGGCCUUAGUACCAAUUGUGAUCGCUACCGUAUUUCUGACCACAGCCGGCGUUCUCGCUUGUUUGUUUCGAAAAAGGCUGUUUUCCUCCAAAGUCAAGUCUAAAAAAGUCAAUUCAAUCGGAAAAAAGAAGAGCUUUAGAUCGGACGAUCCGAUGGUCAUGCACCACUGGAGCGGACCACGGGCUUUCACCAGGUACGAGAGCUGGGGCUCGGAUCCAUCGACCCAUGGACAGUACACUGGUGGCAAGGAAUCAGCGAUCAAAGAAGUCGACCCGUGGGAGAUACCCAGACACCACGUGCGGGUGUGCUCAAUACUGGGCGAAGGAAGUUUUGGCCAAGUCUGGAAGUGCGAGGCGUACAACGUCAUGGGGUUCAAGGGCAACAUGGUAGUCGCAGUAAAGACGCUCAAGGACAACGCGGGCGAACGAGAACGACUCGACCUGGUACAGGAACUGCAGGUGAUGAAAUCGCUGGAGCCGCAUCCACACGUCGUAAAACUUUUGGGAUGUUGUUCAGAGAGAGACCCCUUGUUCGUCGUCAUGGAGUACGCGAAAUUGGGCAAACUCCAGAGCGUGUUGCGGAACUCUCGAGGCAUAAACUACUACACGAAUACUCAUGGGCCGAGUUCGUUGACGUCGCACGAACUCAUUAUGUUCUGCUAUCAGAUCGCCAAAGGAAUGGACUUCUUGUCGUCUAAAGGGAUCAUACACAGAGACCUGGCAGCCCGGAACAUACUGGUGACGGAAGACCGAGCGUGUAAGAUCUCCGACUUCGGAUUCGCUCGGGACGUGGCCAGCAGCCGUGUGUACGAGCGCAAGUCCGAGGGCCGGCUACCCAUCCGGUGGAUGGCGCCCGAGUCGCUGUUCGACAACCUGUACUCGGCCAAGUCGGACGUCUGGUCGUUCGGCGUACUUAUGUGGGAAAUCGUGACGCUCGGCUCAACGCCGUACCCGGGAGUGGCCGCGGCGGACGUCAUGAAGCGCAUCCGUGACGGUUAUCGGCUGGACAAACCGCAACACUGCCGGCGCGAGGUAUACAACAUCAUGUUCUACUGCUGGGACAAGUGUCCGGACGACCGGCCCGACUUCGCCGAGCUCAUGGGACUGCUCGACAAGCUGCUGGUCGACGAAACCGACUACAUACAGCUGGACAGGUUCCCGGACAACGCGUACUACAACAUCACCACAUGCAUAAGUGGCGAGCGCCUGUGACAAGUCUCCACCGCCGUCGCCCCCGACGCCACUUCCGCCCGGAAGAAAAACCGGCAGCGACGACGAUGUGAUUCCGUUCGACCGUGUCGUUUCCGUUAAUUAUAAUAUUAUAUUAUCACUCGUCUAUGAGUAUCACGUAUGUCGCACGUCUAAAAAAAUAAUAAUAUUAAAAAACUUUUGCAAUAGGUAUACCGGUAUACGGCACGACAGAAAUAUUUAUUACGAAUUGCCGUCAUCCGGCCUACCCGGUAUAUAUUUAUAAUACAACAAUAAAACUGCGUGAGAUCUCGCUUUAUACGCGAGUGUAUCAGUUGUAUAAUAUUAUUAUUGUAUGUUAUUUUUCUUAUUUUUUAUUGUCUAUAAAAAAAUAUUAUUAGCGCUUAUUGUAUAUACAUAUAUAUUAAGAAUUUAAAAACUUUGUCGACGUCGUUUGUUUAGUUUACGCGAUGUACCGUCCCUUCUCAUAUUGCUCAUGUUAUAGCACAAAAACGAUGUUUGGAUAGAUUGAAACGAAUGCCUAUUUAUCUUCAAACACGAAUAUACAAUGAAUAUUUGUAUUUCGUUGUUUUUUUUUUUAAAAAGAAAGAGAAAAUCGCUAGUCUUUUUUUUUUAAUUUUCGUGCUUACUAUUGCGACUAUACGUAAUACCUCAUAUUAUUCAUAUAUAUAUAUUUAUGUCAUGUUUUCCAAACAGUAUUUAAUAUAUAUAAUAUAGGUAUUAUUUUACGAAUGUUAUACUAUUCUGUGCGAAUAGUACACAAUCAUGUAUGUUAUUGUUAUGGUAUUAUACUGAUAUAGUACCAAAAAUAUAUUUAUGCAUAAUAAUGUAUCCAUAAAUUAUAAUAUAAUAUAGUUGCAAGUUCUCGA
Rhopalosiphum maidis (corn leaf aphid) is the source of this 3285-nucleotide messenger RNA. RefSeq names its product tyrosine kinase receptor Cad96Ca (gene Cad96Ca). Gene Ontology annotation, biological process: homophilic cell-cell adhesion; cell surface receptor protein tyrosine kinase signaling pathway; positive regulation of kinase activity. Bases 296 to 2419 code for a protein of 707 amino acids. Gene Ontology annotation, molecular function: calcium ion binding; ATP binding; transmembrane receptor protein tyrosine kinase activity. Lineage: Eukaryota; Metazoa; Arthropoda; Insecta; Hemiptera; Aphididae. The record is from RefSeq and is a predicted model, not a curated record. The transcript is spliced from 7 exons. Gene Ontology annotation, cellular component: membrane; signaling receptor complex.